GAAAUCAGAUCAAAACCAAACUAAACCAUUUUUAAAAUUUCUGUAGGUAACAUGUAGGUGCAUCAUUAAUUUCUAUCUUCACCUCAAAAUUCUAGUUUAAUUUAAAUUGCCACUCAGAAAAUUACACAUUACUUUUUAAAAGUAGUGUUUUACAUAAAUAAAUUAUUGAAUACAAAUUGAAUUUGCAAGCAGAUACAGCAUCCAGUAAAAAUGAAGAUAACUGUCUGGGUAUUCCCUUUGAGAGUACUAAAUGUUCCUGAAUGUGCCACUCUGUCAGAUAUAACAGGAAUGAUAAUCAAGCAUGGAUUGGCAGAAAAAGUCUAUCCGGACAUAAUCAUGGAUGUAAGAACCAAGACACUCUACUUGUACUGCUUCACUCCUGACGCUGCGUUUGCCCUUAUUGACUUGUGCAAUGGAGAGAAGAUAUGUGGCCAAGAGAUCAUCGUUGAGAGAUGUUACAAACAAAAUCCACCAUCAGCUCUAAUUGGACUCUUCGACCUGAGGAUAAAAGGACUGUAUUGAACAGACAAGUAUCCUUCAUCAUGUAUUUAAAAUAAUUUAAGUGUAUGUGUGAUUCUAAUUUAAAAUGUACCUGAAAAUGUUACCUAACAAACGCUGUGCUAUCUACUUAAAAUUUAUUAAAUUAUAAUUAUGUACCAAUUACAAAACUUAACUUUAUGUAAUCUAUACAAAAUUCUUUAAAAAACACGUUUA
Messenger RNA from Homalodisca vitripennis (glassy-winged sharpshooter), 714 nucleotides. RefSeq lists its product as uncharacterized. The transcript is spliced from 2 exons. Gene Ontology annotation, molecular function: nucleic acid binding. The coding region runs from base 211 to 522 and encodes 103 amino acids. Lineage: Eukaryota; Metazoa; Arthropoda; Insecta; Hemiptera; Cicadellidae. The record is from RefSeq and is a predicted model, not a curated record.